AUGGAUGAAGACCUCAUGCUCAAUUGGAUUAAGACCGUCUAUAAUCGACGACCCGGCGCACUCCUGCGGUGUCUGAGCCUGCUCGUCUUGGAUGCCUUUCGCGGGCACUUGACCGCAGGGACCAUCAUUGCCUUUGGUCAAACGUCUUCUGGCAAGACUCACACAAUGAUGGGAAACAGCAGCCAGCCUGGCCUUAUCCCCCUGGCCAUAAAUGCCAUCUUUGACAUCAUCCAAAAUGUGCCAGAACGGGAGUACUUAUUACGAGUCUCCUACAUGGAAAUCUACAACGAAAAUAUUCUAGACCUCUUGGACAAUGGUGACGAAAAGCACCUGCAGAUUAGAGACAGUGUGGUGAUUGAAAGCAGUCUCAGGGAUGGAACAGAUGGGGCCGUCGCCAUUGGCCAGUUGAACUUAGUAGACCUUUCGGGGUCAGAGCGCACAGAGCAGUGUGGGGACAUAGGAGAACGUUUUCGAGAGAGCACCCGUGUCAACCUCUCUCUCCCAUUCCUCACGCAAGUCAUUUCCAAGCUCAGCCAAGGAGAAAGGGGUCACAUCAACUUCAGGAACUCUAAACUGACUCGCAUUCUUAGGAACUCGCUGGGUGGCAAUGCACAUACUGCCAUUGUGUGCACAGUCAACCCAUGCUGCUUGGAGCAGACACUUCGCACUCUCGAGUUUGCAAGCUCUGCGAAGAAUAUACAGAACACUCCCAAGGUGAACGAGAUUGUGACCAGUGAUGCUCAGAUCCGCCGCUAUCACAUGCAAAUUGAAGAGCUCAAGGGUAAAGUGAGGGACUUGGAAGGAAGUACGCUGACUAAGACUCUGCAGGAGAAAAACAGCCAGAUUGACGAGCUCAAGAACCAAAUUCAAUCGUUGGAAAAAAAGCUGCUUGUCUCCACCCUCCCACAGGUCAGAGUAUCUGUUGCUGUCCAGGUAGACAUCUGGAGUGUGCAAAAAAUGCAAGAACUUCAUCAGGAAAUCAGCAACAUGCAGCUUUGCAUGGAAAAAUAUAAAAAAGCAUCGCAAGAAUGGGAAUUCAAGUACAAGCGUCUGAAUGAGGAAGCCAAGAAGCAAGAGAAAGAGCUUAACGCCGUAAUCCACCAGCUGAGAAACAAGAAUGCGGACACCUCAGUAGUGGCCUCCUGUGGAAGUCGGGCUGCAGCAGCAACUUCGGCAGGAGGCGAGGCCCUUCGGAAACCAGGGGCGUCAGCCAAGCGCCUGGCCACCAAGUCCACGGCAUCUCUGGGCCAGCAGCUCAAGACCAUGACUCCCCGUUCACCGGAGGGCGCUCGACUCCACUGCUUUGGUCGGGGUCUGAAGCAGCAGGCCAUUGCUGAGGAGGUGCAGAUGGCACAGUGUAGGGCCUCCGCUGCCUCCAAAACCGAACAGCUGGCACACGCAAAGAGGAGGCAUCGGGCCUUGGCCGAGCUCGGUUCACGUACAGGAAAUGCUGAGCCAAGAAGCCCGUUAAAGGAAGCCAUCCAGAAGAGUCACAGUUCUGCAGAAAGUGUCAAAGAGGAAAUACUGGACGAGAUGGCAUGUUGGCCACCAAUGAAAUUUCUCUUGAAGAAUGAAGUCUCAGAUGACUCAGAUGAAGACUCACCAUAGUGAUUGUAGUUGCCCUGUACAAAGGGUGUACUUACCCUACUGGUACCUGCGUGAUUUUAAUUAGUUUUGGCUUUUGUCUUCUGAAUUCAGAUGACAUUUAUUAAAUGUGACUUGUAUCAAAAGUUUUUCGACUACUGUUCAUG
Molecule: messenger RNA, 1751 nt
Organism: Dermacentor albipictus
Lineage: Eukaryota; Metazoa; Arthropoda; Arachnida; Ixodida; Ixodidae
Source: RefSeq, a predicted model, not a curated record